AGAGAGAGGGAGGUCAAAAAGGCUCAGAUCCUUCCAUUUAUUUUCCCUCUGUGUGCCUUUUCAGACCACACACUCACUGAUCAUUUCUCCGCCAGAUUGUCGACAGCAAGUUGAUUUACUCUUCUCAGAAAUAGAGCACAAAAAUUGACAGAGGCUUAAGAUUUAAAAAAGAGCUUAACUCACAACACAGACGUACUGAACAAAAGAGUGAGAUAGGAAGUAAAAAAGAGAGGUAGAGAGGGGCAGGUUGACAGACGAAGAGGAAGUUGAUGUCUCUGGGAGGAAAUGGCUCGUGGAGGGGCUCUGUCCCAUCCUCCAUCCCUCCUGCCUUCCUUUCUCACCUCUCCCCCAGCACUGACCUGGGAGUUGCCAUCUUCCUCAUCCUCACAGGUGUAGUGUCAGUGGUUGGGAAUGGCAUAGUGCUGUUGGUUUACUGUAGAAAGAAGAAGAAACUCAGACCACCAGAACUCAUGACUAUUAACCUGGCCAUCUGUGAUUUUGGAUACAGCCUCUUGGGGGCGCCAUGCCUCAUAAUUUCCAGUGUGUCCCAUGGCUGGGUGUUUGGGGAAGCAGGGUGCCUGUGGUACGGGUUGCAGGGCUUUGUUUUUGGGAUCGGCUCCCUCAUCACCACCUGUCUCAUCUCUCUGGACCGCUGCCUCAAGAUCUGCAGCUUCAGAUACGGUCAGUGGAUCGAGAAACGUCACAUGUCCAUGUCCAUAGGGCUGGUGUGGUUCUACUCUCUAUUCUGGGCCUCCCUGCCUGUUUUUGGCUUCGGCAGCUACGGACCAGAACCCUUUGGGACCAGCUGCACCAUCAACUGGUGGGGGAUGAGGUCAUCUUUGAUCGACAGGCUCUACAUCUUGCUGAUCCUGAUCAUGUGCUUCUUUCUCCCCACACUGACCAUCGUCGCCUCCUACAUGACCAUUCUGCUGACGGUUUACCGUUCUAGUCGCGCUCUGGCAUCUAUUCCCUCCUCAACUGUCACUCACACCAACAAAGACCUGAGACUCACAAAGAUAGCAGCUGUGGUGUGCUCCACCUUCCUCUUAUCCUGGACUCCCUAUGCCAUUGUCUCCCUCUACUCUGCCUUGGCCCCCAAGGAGGAGCAUUGGGCCGGGGAGGCCAUGCAGGGAGGAGGCCCCUCCAUGGGGACUGGAGGAUCCACCGGGAUGGCCUCAGCCUUCCCAAACAUCCCCAGCAUUAUGGGUCUCCUCAAUUGGACCUCCACGGAAAACUACGGAAGCAACUACGGAAGUGUCUACUACGACCCUGGAGAAUCCUUGCGGGACGUGACCAACCCAGAUCCAUACUCCUAUUCUGGCUUAGGCCACAGUCUGCCUGCUGCUUCCACGCGCAGUUCAGCCCCAGGCCAGGAGGGGGAGUCGGAGACAGGGAGCAACCAGCCGGUGUCCUGCCUGCCACCUAUGGUGUCUCUGAUACCAGCAAUGUUUGCCAAGUCUCACUGCAUGAUUAACCCUUUCAUCUACCAGAUCAUGAACAAGGAGUUCAGAGAAGACGUGUACGACAUGCUGUUUGGGAGACAGAACGGGGAGAGGAGGAGAAUGCAGGGAAGAGCAGGGAGCUACUCUGACACCCCCAAAGGCAGCCUCUCCUACUGCCACAGCUGGCAAGGGAGGAGCAACCCCAAGGCCAUGCCCAUGGUGGAGUUGGGGAAGAAAGAGAGGGCUGGUGACACCAUCUCAGUGGGGUGGGAUGCACUGGGCGUGGCCUCGCUGGACACACAGGUCAACAUGGACGGGCAGAGUCUGAGCGAAGCAGGGAGAGAGCUGGGGGGUUCCACCUCUAGUAGUCUGAUGACCGAGUGAUAGAGGGAGAGAUGGAUAAGAGAUGUUGAGAGGAUGGAGGUGUUUAGGAGCAGAGACCUCUUUAAAAACAGCUUUAAAAUAAAACAUGUUUUGUGUAAGAACAACCAGAGUAUUGUAUCAUAGUGAGUGUUUUGAGUAGUGACUCUUUUUUAAAUGUAGCCAAAACAUUAGUAUUAUUAUAUAACCAACAAUUAUGAUAUGCAAAAUAUAUACUGUUGUAUUUUUACAUAUUGUGUGCAUUUUUUCCUUUAUAUCUAAGCACCAACAAGAUGUCUGCUGCAGUUUUGAAAAUGGUAUUCCAUCUUUUAUUUUAGUCUAUUUUGUAGUUUUUUUGUUGUCUUUGUCAACACUGUCCUGAUAGGCCUGUGGGUUAUGGUUCACAUUAUAGUUUCAUUCAAUAGAAUAGUGUGUAAAAUUGUAUGUGUGUAUUUUGUAACAAAAUAAAAUCGAGCCAAGU
Messenger RNA from Oncorhynchus tshawytscha (Chinook salmon), 2283 nucleotides. RefSeq names its product melanopsin-B-like. Gene Ontology annotation, cellular component: membrane. The record is from RefSeq and is a predicted model, not a curated record. Gene Ontology annotation, molecular function: G protein-coupled receptor activity. The coding region runs from base 270 to 1826 and encodes 518 amino acids. Gene Ontology annotation, biological process: G protein-coupled receptor signaling pathway. Lineage: Eukaryota; Metazoa; Chordata; Actinopteri; Salmoniformes; Salmonidae. The transcript is spliced from 9 exons.